Messenger RNA from Cryptotermes secundus, 707 nucleotides. RefSeq names its product DNA polymerase beta-like. Gene Ontology annotation, biological process: double-strand break repair via nonhomologous end joining. NCBI's taxonomy places the organism in Eukaryota, Metazoa, Arthropoda, Insecta, Blattodea, Kalotermitidae. Gene Ontology annotation, cellular component: nucleus. The record is from RefSeq and is a predicted model, not a curated record. Gene Ontology annotation, molecular function: DNA binding; DNA-directed DNA polymerase activity.
CAAUCUCUCCCCAUUGAAUAGAACACCUGUCAAAUAUCACAGGAUCAGGACGCAUUUGGCGAAAGAUAUUAAUUUGGUCAGCCGUUGAGAAGAAAAGAAGAAGAAGAAGAAGGUAUUGUUUUGCCAUACAUUAAUUAAGAGGAAGAAGAAGAAGACGACCCGUGCACUAUUGUGGGCGGCUUCCACGAUGUAAAUAGUAUGCCCAGUGCUGCCUUUGUCAGAGAGCUAGCAAACUAUGAACGAAAUGUAAAUCGUAAUAUUUACAAGUAUAAUGCUUACCGCAAUGCAGCAAUUGCAUUAGCUGCCUAUCCCACCCGUAUUCAAUCUGGAGAGGAGGCUCGAAAGCUAAAUGGUGUUGGAGAUAAAAUUUCCAAAAAAAUUGAUGAAUUUAUUCAAACAGGCAAAUUGCAGAAGUUGGAAAAGAUUCGAGAAGAUGAUACCAGCACAGCAAUUAAUCUCCUAACACGUGUGUCAGGGAUUGGGCCAGCUAAAGCUAAGCAACUUGUGGAUGCUGAUAUUAAAACCAUUGAGGACCUCCGCAGGCAUGAAGAUAAGCUGAACAGUCAUCAGCUGAUAGGACUUAAAUAUUUUGAAGACUUCGAAAAGAAAAUUCCAAGGCGUGAAAUUGAACAAAUAGAAGAAAUUAUUAAGAAGGAAAUAAACGAUCUUGAUCCUCAAUAUUUGGUCACAAUUUGUGGUAGUUACAG